CAAGGUUCCUUCUUCCUUCUGUACCCCGGCUAUAAGUGAAUUCCCGAUACACUUCAUAAAAUUUUUAAUGAAUAGUAACGAUGAACAGUUAUCGGGUCAUCAUCCAUACAAGUUUGACUACGUCAUGAUUAUUCGCCCUUGCCUGCCCCCUUCCUAAUAAACAACAGCAACAUAAUUGGGUGUGAGGAGAUUUAAAAUCACUCGUAUCGCCGCUUAAUUGUUGUCCUUGGAAUCAGAGGCGAAAUAGCAUCCUUGCAUUCUACUGAUAGGGUUCAAUUGCCUUCGACACGGAACACGCGAUGACUGCGCCGGGUUCGUUGCGCCACACGCUGCGUCUUUGUGCGCGCGCGUCUUAGUUGUGCGUUCUCCAGCUGUUGCUUAUUUGCGUUUCUGGCCAGGGCCUAGCAAACUGACGGGGGUCACCUCUACAUCCAACCCCACUGUGCCUGGAAGUGUUUCUAAAUUCAGCGACGUGCGUGCGGCAGCACUGGUCUUGCUGACAGACAGCAAGAGCGACCAUCGGCGAAGCCUUGACUGUAGGUUUCACUGCUGGGGCAAGUAGCUACGGCGCGUCCACAAUGACAAAGCUACACGACGAAAUAGAAGAGAGGAUGAAGCGAACAUGAUAACCGCCGAUGGCCUCCCGAAGCUCGAGGCGACUCCGGCUGCAGCACGGCCGGCACUAGAGAUGCUCCAUCUCCUCUCCGCGGUCUUCGUAUGGCUGGUAACGGGGACCACUAUAUCCAGUCUUAACAAAUGGAUCUUCGCCGUGUACAACUUCAGGUACCCGCUGCUGCUGUCGGCGCUACACAUGCUGACGGCCAUAGUGGUGGACUACGGGCUGAUCAAGUUACGGCUGGUCCAGCACAGGGCGGGGGGUGAGCAAGACCUGACAGCCAGCGCCAAGUUCAAGGUCUUUUUGCUCAGCCUGACGUUCUGCGCCAGCAUAGCCUUCGGCAACGUCGGUCUCAACUACGUCCAACUGUCCUUCGCUCAGAUGAUCUACACUACCACGCCGCUCUUCACCCUGGCCAUCUCCACACUGGUCCUCGGCAAGCAGCACCACAUCCUGAAGUACACUGCUAUGAUGCCCAUCUGCCUGGGCGCAUCCUUCAGUGUCAUGGGCGAGGUUCAGUUUGACCAGACCGGCUGCUUGUUUGUGUUCGCCGCCACCAUGCUACGAGGAGUCAAGAGCAUUCAACAGAGUAUCCUCCUCCAGGAGGAGAAGAUCAACUCGGUGUUCCUGCUCUACCUGAUGUCCAUCCCCAGCUUCUGCAUCCUGGCGGUGGCGGCGCUGGUCCUGGAGAACUGGUCGGGGCUGGAGUGGCCGCCGCAGUACGACCGGCGCCUCUGGCUCCUGGUGCUGCUCAGCUGCCUGGGCUCGGUGCUCUACAACCUGGCCAGCUGCUGCGUGAUCACGCUCACCUCCGCCGUCACGCUGCACAUCCUGGGCAACCUGAGCGUCGUGGGCAACCUGCUGCUCUCGCAGCUGCUCUUCGGGAGCCAGCUGUCGGCGCUCAGCUGUGCCGGGGCGGCGCUCACGCUCUCCGGCAUGCUCAUGUACCAGAACUCCGAGCUCAUCGGGCGCUACCUGGACUCGCGGUGGGCCGCGCGGGCCCGGGCAGAGGCGGGGGCGGGGGCGGGGCAGGCUCAGGGAGAGGCCCGGCCGGGCGGCGGUGGCGGCGAGGGAGACGCCGAUCGUAAAGCGGACGGGAAGAUGGACUGA
Messenger RNA from Anguilla anguilla (European eel), 1726 nucleotides. RefSeq names its product solute carrier family 35 member E4 (gene slc35e4). The transcript is spliced from 3 exons. Gene Ontology annotation, cellular component: Golgi apparatus. The record is from RefSeq and is a predicted model, not a curated record. Gene Ontology annotation, molecular function: antiporter activity. NCBI's taxonomy places the organism in Eukaryota, Metazoa, Chordata, Actinopteri, Anguilliformes, Anguillidae. The coding region runs from base 623 to 1726 and encodes 367 amino acids.